GGAGUUGCAGAGCAGAGAGCUCACGGCAGUUCUCGUUGGGCCAGUCCCCGAGAAGUUGGCAUUCAGUCGCCACGCAACGUCCGCCAGUCGAGGUUGCCCGGCUCCACUUGGCGGCACUCGAUCGAGUGGCCAAAAACAAAAAAAAACAGAGUUUGCGAGGCAGCAGCCCAAGGAACCCUUUCCAAAGCCAAGUUCUGGCCUUUGGGCCGCAAAAGUGCAGCGACAGUCGAGCCGAGAGCCUCCAGCGAAGCAGUCGCAGGUGCUCUCAGUGCCAUCGAGAACUUAGCAAAUUGCCAAAACCGAAACAAAAGCAUUAAUGAGAAACAUAAAUUCUAAGCAAUCAAGUGAUCAGCUAGCGGAAUCUGAAACCGUUAAGUACACUUUGCUGUGUCUGUGUGUUGUACUCUCGUACUGGCCAAGUUCUGAUACGGCUCCAAUGCUAUCGUGUGUAAUUUAAUUCCGACGCGGGCAUAAUCAAUUCGCCGUAAUCCAUUUGCACUUAAUGCGACGCGCCACCUCCCCAAAAAUAUACGAUACAAACAAAUACAAAGAGCAACUGAAUGGGAAGCCAGAAAAUGAAUAUGACAGGUGUGAGCCGGAAAACUACAGGUGAGUGAGCUGUCAUUAGGGGGCACUUAUUAUUAUCAAGUGACAAGUGGUAAAGGGUGGAGAUUCAAAGAUAAAGGGAUAUUAUAUGGUAAAUAUCAAGUAUCCGCCAUGGGUACGAAAUACAUAAAGGUACUUUGUAUUUGGGCACUAUUUUGAGGUCUAUAAAAUAGCUACCGAAUUGUAGUAAAACAGUAAGUUUCAAGUUUUAAGCCCGACAAUUUUGAAGAAACGAGUUCAGAAAGAGCUAGGAAUGUGCUAUAGAAACCCCCUGCAACAAUUCUUCCUUUUGUCAGCCAUCAUUUCUUUGCGUACUUUCUCAAUGCAAUAAACGAGUCAUCAAUCUAACCGACCCGAUUCAUCAGCACAUUUGCCACGCUUUUCCCGAGCAGCCAGCCAACGCUUUCCGUUCCCGUUGGCCAUGCAAAUUCCUUGCCCAAAAAAAAUGGGUUGUUGGUCAAUAACACUGCCAAUCACUUUGUGCCUAAUCAUGCGUCGCACUCGCUCAUCUGCCCUUCUGUUUGGGCCUUGUUUGCGGCUCACGAUAAAUGAUGUUAAAUAGUCCGUGGCCGGAAUGAAUUCGCAGUUUGUGUGGAGCCCGCAAAACUAAUUUCUUUACACGUGAGCGGUUAUCUUAUCGCAUGAAUUCAGCGCCCUUAUCAGCUGGUCGAAAGUGACAAUUCCAUUUGGCGGGCUACCCCGCUGACUGCUGAUAAGCAAAUUAGCUCUAAUUGAGCUAAGCCGGCCAAAAGCGGCGAGCAAAUAACUUGGAAUUGGGGGCGUUAACUUCGAACUUCUAAAGGCCUAAGCCGCUGCAGCCUCGGGCGGUUCUCACAUUUGUUAUGGCCAAAAGCUGAGGAACACCAAAAAAAAAAAAAAAAAUAGAAUAUCAUAAUAAGAAAAGUGGCCGCAAAGAGUGCUUAAAGAAGGCGAGUGGACGAGGGGAGGACAGGUGAAACUAGCCCAAAGAAAAGAAUUUCUACUUAUAACGAGUUUUUAUUACAAACGCGCGAAAGCGGCUAGGCAGCCGAAAAUGUACUAAAAAAAAGAAGACUGAAAUGGUAAAAUAGAAAAUAAAUGAAAAAGGAGUAGCUGAAAAGGUAGUAAAAAUGGGCAAAGCGAGCGAGGCUAACUGAAUUCCUUCUGGGUGGCUUAAAGGGGACGAGCGGCGGAAGGGUUGCACAUAAAAAGUAACAGCAUUUUUGCCUACACUCAAAGUAAACAGUAGUGCAUUUCCUUGUACUCAGUUGUUGAUAAACGAGUAUUAUAUUUGAUUCACAAACUUAAGUUCCUACAAAGAUGAAAUAGAAAAAUUUAAUGAAUGUACCACUUAGACUGUUUUACUUAGUUUCUUUUCUGGGCUAAAGAACCAUAGACAUUGUGGUGCAAUGCAAAUACAUACUACUCUCCUAUUUCUUUUCUGAGUGUAGACGCUGACAGAGAGGGCGCUUAAGGUUGGCCGGGAAGAGAGUUGCGGAGAGAGCGGGAGAGGGAGCGGCAGACAGAUGAAGACCAAGACUGCGAAAGCAUGAAGCAACAUUAUUCAAAAGAAAGCCAAGUUAAGGCAUGCACACACACACACACAAACCCACGGGCGAAAUAAAGAGACAGAUACAUGGCAGCAUAAUGCAGCAGCGAGAGAGUGAGCGAUAGUGUGGGGGGGUUGGGUGGUGCUGGUGAGUUGGGUGGCAGAUCGGGCCAGGCAUUAAACAUCAUUCAGCGACUGCGACGCCGGCUGCGAUGCCAGCUGCUACGCCGACUGCGGCAGCGACGCCGGCAACAAUCACAUGCCGACAUUCUUUCAUUCGUACAACGACCUCGACUUUGAUUUGCAGUUUUGGCCAACAAAGAGAGCCGCUUCGGGCCAACACUGAGAGACCCGGCUCGCAACGGCCUCUAGACGACCUACACGCCUGAGCAAUGGCCGCGAAGAGAGCGCCGUCGGCUUUCUUCGGUUCGCCGAACGGUCGGCCAUAGCUUUGCUCGCUCGCUGGCUGCGAAACUCCAUUCAUUCGUGCUGCGCGUCUCGCCUGUGCCGGUUGUCUGCUGUCUUUCUCCUGCCUCUCUCUCUUGCCCAGCCGCCUGCCGCCUGCCGCCUGCCGCCCUCCCCCCAUAAACACACACAAACAGACUCACACUCUGACAGUGCAAAUGUUAAACAAAGACAAAGGCAGUAACACACACAGAAACAUUAACAAACACAGUGCUCCAGCUAAAUAAGUGCAAAAAUCAUACAAAAAUAUUCCAGACAAAAUAAAAUACGAGAAAAAAAAAAAGAAAAGAAAAGUGAACAAUCAGCCGAAAAACUGUGGGGCCCAGCCAAUGCGUCAUUCCCGCAGUCGCUCAAUCCGGCAACAAGAGCUAUCGCCACAGACACGAGUAUUCGCACUCACAUUCGCACUCGCACAGUUGCAGCUACAAUGUGCGAACGACAGGCCCAGACAUCGCACCCAUACACCCGGAUUGGGCAUUAUAGAACCGAGAUUUAGCUCAAGAGAUCGGAACUAGAGAAGCUAGCAGGGCAGUGCGGUACUUGAAACAAGUUUCUAGAAUUUCAACUACUUCAAUGGAAAGUACUUGGCGCCUUGGCCCUUGGAUACUGAGUAUCUAGCUUAAAUCAGAAACUCCCAACUUAUUCGAUGACAAUGUUAAGAUGUCAAGUUCUAAAGUUCAAAUGCAAAAUGUUUCGAAUGAAUUAAGAGCAGUGCUUUCAUUUAAAGCUUGUACGAAGAGUCUGACAAAGCAAUGACACCUUGUGAUAAACCGAAUUCCUGCAACGAUUUUCGCCCAGUGUAGAUUGGCAGACAGCAGGCAGACUGAAAGCAGUGGGAGUGGGAACAGUGGGAGGGGCGCCACACAGUUAUCAGUCGCAGUCGCAGUCUCGUUCUCAGCCCCAAACUCGGACUCAGUCUCAGUCUCAGAAACUGAAACAGACUUCAAAUCAGACUGCGGCUGAAACUGAGACGCUGCUGUCGGCGUUGUCUGGAAUUCGUAUUGCCCAUAUGCGAACUCACACACACACACUCACUUAGACACCGUGUGCCACACGCCCAUUUGCACACAUGGCCAACCGGAUGUUGCAGCCAUCUUUGUCAUCUUUUUCAAUCUCAGCCUUGGCUAAGGUCGCUCCUGCUGCCAUCCGAUGUCCCAUCAACCAGAAAGAGACGGGAGCAGAAAGCGAGCGAGCGAGAAAGAGCCGGCUGGCUGGCUGGCGUUGCCGUGAAGUCGUGAAUUUAUAACAAAACGCUAGACUCGGCGACUCUGACCGACUGGUUUGGCGUGUUGGCCCGGCUGAAAUGGUUUUUUUUUAUGGCUAUAACAAGCAAGCAGAGCCAGCAACAACUGAAUCAAAAGCAUAAAAAUGCCGCAACCCAAAAACCCACUACACAAAUUCUGAAUGGGCAAACAUCUGAAUAUUCGAGAUGAUCGAAUACGAGGGAGAGAGGGAGUGGAGUGGAGAAGCGGCGAUAAGGAAGUGCGGAUGUCUUUGGGGUCGUGCUUGCAAGAUGGAAAUCUUAAUCCAAACGAAUGGAAAUGGAAGUCGAGGAGCACAGCUCACACACACAUGCAUACACAUGAAAGGACUUCUUGGGAACCCAGGCACUUCCGGAAUGGAUGGCCCGACUCCUGCCAGCUGGAUCCUCCGGUCUGAACCAACUUGACUCCGGGAUCUUGGAGCAACUCGAGUCGGACGCUUCAGAUAAGACUUCGUUCGUCCGGCGGAGAAUAUUUCUGGAUUCAGGAGUCAGGUAAGCAAUUGCCCCAAGGAUGCCUGUGGAUGCCUUUGGAUGCCUGAGCAAACAAUCAUUAAUAUCAAUUUGACUCCGACCCGUUCGACUUCUUCUGUUUAUGACUGGCUGCAGCAGGGACACGAAUAAUUUAUUUAGUUCAUUUUGGUUACUCGCCUGCGGCAGAUGCUCCAUCUUUACUUCCGCCCGGCCGCAAAACCGAUUGCCUCGUUUGAUUCAUGGCAAAUAAACAAUAAAUGAAAUUACCACAUUUGAUUGCCGGGCUCAGAACAAUUUUGUUAUUCCCCAUGUGCGUUCGUAUGCCCGAAAUCGUCGUUCCUGUCACACUUCGAGUGCGUAAAUGACUAAAUGAAUGGAUGCAUUAUGUAUGCUGGCCGUUGCUGCGAUGGGUUCAAAUUGAUUUUUAAGUUACGACCAUACGCAUUUAUUUGGCAAUUGGACGUAGACGGUUGCCCGUUCCAUUCCGUUUCUCCGAUCUUCGGCUGCCAAUGCCAGGGAAUUGCAAUUCCAUUUCGCCAUGCAUUCUCCUCAAGGAGCAUGUGUGUUAUGGAUGUCCUUUGGCCUGGCCAACGGCAGAGAUUUAUGGGCGAACGCACAAAAACGUUCAUUGAAAACACAUUUUCCAUUUGGCCCUACCCCCCCUCAUCAACCCUCUGCACACUUCGAAGUGCAAAUUCAAUAAAGCAUUAUAUAAUAUGGCCAAGACCUAUACCCACACAUCCAAGUGGCAUGGCUGUGACUGCGUUGCGAGUGCAAUAAUUUACAACAUUUUAAUCGAAUUAGACGCAACCCCAUGCGCUGGUAGACGGAAUAUGGUAGAUGGGCACUGGCCAAGAAGCAAAAUGCAUUUUAAGUGCCGCCUGGCAGAACUUUGGCACUUGGCAGCUGAAUUCGCCACCAGCAGCGGAAAGACAAAAAGAAUGGCACACCCCGGGCCAAGGGAAUAGCACUUGAACAUGUGCCAGCAAAUCUGCGCCAGGCCGGCUGUCUUGAAUGCCAUUCGAAAUGAAAAAGGAUUUAAGGUCUGCGAUGGCCACCGUAAUUAUCGGCCAGGUUGCACUUGUGCUGGCCCAGUCUUAAACUUUGUGGCAUAGAAGUAUUUCAUCAGCAGGAUUCUAGUUCUAAUCAAAAGUAUAUUAUUCAGCACUUCUAAUAUCAAAAUCAUGCUGCAUAUUGUCGCUAUCUUUUAAGUUUUUGACACAAUCUUUGCGAAUCCGAUGAUAUCGUGUUCAUGUACAUCAAUAUUUAGCUCAAUAAACAGCAAUUUAAAACCAGUUUUAUCAUCUUUCACAACUUGCAACAAACAAAGCGAUAAAUUUUACAGCUUUCAUAUAAAGAUUUUAUUUUCAAAAUUUAUAGUUAUACGCUCGUAAGUUUCAUUCACAUUUCGAUUGAAUCGAAUCCUGAUCCAAGACAAAUUUUUAUCUUCUCUAAAUUGGCUGCAUUCAGUUUGAGUGUUCUAAUAAUGAAAUCUCCUGUAGAUUUUCUUCCUGUAUUUUUUUUUUGUGAUUUUAAACAGUUGAUUUCAGGCCACAUGCCGGCGUUGCAAGUGCAAGUGCAACGGGUGCAGGCGGAACGCGAAUUGUCAUAAAUUCCAGGCAAUAAAUUUCUAUUUGUUUUAUUUCGCCAUUCUAUUAUUCGUUGCCUCGGCACAAUGGCAGUUAUGUCGGAGCCAUCCGGAGCCCCUUUUCCACGUCUCUCAGCGAAGCGUGCUAAAAUAAAAACGCUGCUGCUUUUCUUGGAUUUGCGUUGAAUUUUCCUUUAUUUUUCCGCCUCAGUUUUCAUUUUACGUUUCUGGCUGCCGGCUUGCGACUUUUGUUCUGGCCUGAUUUCCCUGACUGCUGCACGACUGCAGCUCGAGUCGCAGCUGCAGUAUGCAGCUAGCAACCGAAUGUAGAAUGAUAAUGAAAUCUACCGGAAUCUGCUUAUUUUCUCUCUUUUCUUUUGCCCCAUCUUGGUGCGCUAAUAACUUUUGUCUUUCGGGCCCUGAAAAUCGAUAGAGCUCAUUGGUUCAUGGCAGGCGGAAAAUCCUAAUCCGCUAAGCACCCAGGACACAUGCUCAUCGCGGCUUGACAUCUAAUGAGCUCACGGGCUGAAAGCUGUCGCAGUUUCAGUCUCAAUUUGAAUUUGAGUCGGCAUCUUUAACUUUGCAUAGUUUUUUUAAAUCCAUGGCACUCGGCUGAUUCCAUUAGCUGUCGUGCGGCUGCCACUCUGAUUGCAUUAACCGACGAGCUAGUGGCCGUGCCCUGGAAAGUAUGCUACACGAAUCAGAGUUUGCGUGUCCUUACUGCCUGCAGUUGCACUUGCAGUUGCCUUUCGCUGCUGCUGUUGCGAAUGACAUGCAAACGUUGCAUUAUGAAUGUUAUUAUAAAAUCUCGCUAGCUGAGGCGGCGAUUGUGUGUGUGUAUGCAUUUAAACGACUCUAUUUACCACAAAAUGGCUGCCAAACAACAACAUGCCAGCAAACAAUGAACGAUAAUAAUAAUGACACAACAGCAACAGCAGCAGCAGCAGCAGCUAAAGUAGCAGCAACAACAACAACAGCAGCAGCAGCAGCAGUAGCAGCAGCUGAAAAGGCAAACGUUUUAAUGGCCACAACGAAAUAUACUCUAGUGGGAGUUACGAGUACCAGGCUUUAGUGUGUGUGCGCUCUGCAGCUAUUUAAAAUUUAAAUAAUAGCAGAAUACAACGAACAAGAAAAAAAAAGAGAAGAACAACCACACGGAAUAAUAAUAAAUCAUGGCAAAUAUAUAUUUUCAUACGCACAUGCAUGGCUUACUAGACGUAUGUGUAAUAUGGCCAGCUACAUUGUUGGCAGCGUUUUGCCCAUUUGGGCCAAUGUUUUGGCCUGGCGCCGCGUGUUGAUUUAAUAGUCGUGGUCACAGGCAUUAUGGCAUGCUCAUGAUUGCCCCGAAAAUACGUGAGACCGACCACUCCCUUCGCCUCUCGACCAUAUAUCGCACAUUGUUCCGGCUUGGGCUUUUCAUGCAAAUUUCCAUGCCAUUAUUUAUUGUGUAUUUAAACAGAUUACGUGUAAGCAGCGUGGGAGCGGCGAAAGGCACCAGGACUCCCACAUCCUAAUGGCCAGCUACGCAGGUUGCAAAAUUGAAAAAGGCGAAAAAAUGGGUGAAAAAAAGCGUAAACUGAUGAGAUGGCAGCCAACCAAGACGUCGACAUCUGUAAUCCCCGCCUGCAAGUGUGCCAUAAAAAUUCAAAUUCGCCCCAGCUCAUAUGCUCAACAAAUCCCACUUAAUUGUUGGUGCGGUGGUUCUGCAAUGAAAUUUCAUGUAUUCUAAUUUAUGCAAACCUAACAAAGGACCGCCGUUGCUGGCCACAUUGCGCCUUCAGUUUUGUUUCGUUCUGCACUUGUGCAUAAGUACAAUGGCUGAAAUAAAAAACCAGGGGAGUCAGAAAGUAAAAAAGUAUGGCAAAAGGAAAAGAAUCCCGAAUAAAAUGCAGUGCCAAACAAAUGCAAACCAAGCUCAGCUGAGGCGAAACAGUCAGGCAAGCAGCCAGCGGGCCACUUGGCGUAUACGUAAUUCGCAUUUGGGCAACAGCAACACGAACAACAAUUGCAAUGGCUACGUGCCAAGGCAGCGGAACAGGGACAGCAAAAAGGACGAUCCAGAGCGAAUGAGAGACAGAGUGCGAGAGAGAGGGGCAGAGAGGCCAGAAGGUAAACGGUAUUAAUGGCAGGACCUUCUUUUUGGCAGCAGUUGGCAAGCGUAACAGAAAUAGCUGCAAUGCGACUUUUUCGCUUUUUGGCUGUUGAUGUCUUUUCUGCUGUAUGUUGCACGUGGUGCACGUCCGUAUGUCUGUGUGCCUGUAUAUAGCGACUAUAUCUAUCCAUUGCAGCAACAUACAAAUCACUUGAAACUUUACGGAUAUCCCUUGUUCCGAUUCCAAAAACAGCCCCAUAAGUAAUCGAAUGCUAAUGGAAAACUGUUGCUCAUAAAUAUGCCAGCCAGCAAUUUGUCGAAGGCUGGCCAUAAAAACUACAAGGGCCAUUUAACUUAUGAGUGCUGUAGGCCCAUCCCCGCUAAGCAUCCCCCGCCCCAUUGCCCUUUGCCCAUCCGCCCCCUGGGCCACCUUAGAUUCCUUCCUUGGCCGGGGCCAAUUGCCAGCGGCGUCAGCGUCGACGGCUCUUCAGCGUCAUCAACACAUCGUGACGAAGGAUGAAAACUGGCGACUGGUGACUGAAUGCUGGUUGCUGGAUGCUGUAUACGGAAUGCUGAAGGAUGGCUGAAGGAGAUGACGUAGUGUCAGCCGAAGAAAAGAAAAACGAGGAGCAACAGCAGUGCACCGCCAACUUGUCAACGGAGCGGCACGCCUAAUGUCCUUUUGAUAGGCCCGCUGGCCGCUGCAGGAAGCGGCGACCGGCAAGGGAGGAAGUGGUGUCCACUGCAGCGGCGCCAGCGCUUGAUAAAUUAUCAUGUGAGCGGUGGGCAGGAAGACGGAGGGUCAGGAACCGGAGGAAGUGGCAGGAUGCGGCUGGCAGCUGCAGCAAAUGAUGCUGCAUAGAACUAACCCGUUCACCUGCGACGACUUUUAAUCUAUUUUAAAUGUGAUACGAGACCAUGGUAAUGGUACGGUGCGA
Messenger RNA from Drosophila simulans, 8952 nucleotides. RefSeq lists its product as uncharacterized. The record is from RefSeq and is a predicted model, not a curated record. NCBI's taxonomy places the organism in Eukaryota, Metazoa, Arthropoda, Insecta, Diptera, Drosophilidae.